UACCACCUGCGAAGGCUGCGAAUAGCUGUACCUCGCGGCCUAUAUAAGUAUAGGUAUGCCCGACGCUGUGCUUUAAGCUAUUCUCCCGUUUCCAUUCAUUCAUUCGUUCGAAUUAUUAUAUUAUAUACAGUCGAGCCUCGUUUUUUUGUAACUUGCACCCACUGAGAGAGAGAGAGAGAGAGAGAGAGAGAGGGAGAGAGAGUGGCGCAGCGGUAUAUAGCCCGCAUAUGCCCGCAGUUCAAGAAUGAAUGCGAGAGCCAGCUGAUCCAUUAAUACUUAUAUCGCGCGUUGAUUGUGCAGCUGCAGUAUGCUCAGCAAAUCUUGUGCCGUCAUUAUCAACGAUAAUCACACGGAUAUCGUCGUCAACGUCUACAGCAAUCGAGUCUUCCUGGUUCUGAGUCAGUACAAGAAGCUCGGAUCGCUGGUGACCGUCGCCAAGGAGUCCGUUCUUCGCGAAUUCAACAGCGAUGUUUACAGCACCAAAGUGAUUUUCGGGAAAGAUGAACCGGAAAUUCACGCGGCCUCGAGGUACAUCGCCGGAGAAUUAAAUUUCGACAAGCCGCUGCUCGUCUCCAUUUGCUUGAAGGACUUCCAAGUCGAGACUCUUCGCGCAGUUGUCAAGGCUGUUAAGAAAAUCAAGCCCUCGUAAGCUUUCAUCAAGAUGAGUCUCAUUUUUGGUCAGCUGGUGAUAGGGCCACCUGGUAGUGGGAAAACCACCUACUGCAAUGAGAUGGGCAAGUUUCUUGAGAGUUUGGGCAGAAAAGUGGCCAUAAUCAACAUUGAUCCUGCUAAUGAAAACAUGGGGUACAAACCAACAGUUGAUGUUUCUGAGCUUGUAAAGCACGAGGAAGUCGUGGAAGCCUAUAAACUUGGACCCAAUGGAGCUUUGGUUUACUGCAUAGAAUUUUUGGAAAAGAACAUUGACUGGCUCAUUAAAAAGAUUCUCAAUUUGAAAGAUCACUAUUUGUUGAUUGACUGUCCUGGGCAGGUUGAACUCUACACACAUCAUGAAUCAAUGAAUAAGAUAACUGAAAAACUGGGAGAAAACUUGGUCAGGCUUUGCUGCGUUAAUCUAAUGGAAUCUCAUCAUUGCAGUGAUCCAGGCAAAUACCUGUCCUCUUUAAUGGUCUGUACGACAACCAUGUUACAGUUGGGUUUACCUCAUGUGAAUGUUAUGACAAAACUUGAUGAAAUGAAACGUUUUAGUGACAAGCUGGACUUUAAUAUUAACUUUUACACAGAAGUUCUGGAUUUGAACUAUCUUCUUGAAAGAUUGAAUGAUGAUACAGUUGACCCUCAAUAUAAAAAGCUGAAUGAAGCACUUGUUUCUCUAGUCGGGGAAUAUAGUCUUGUAUCUUUCAUACCGUUAGAUAUUUCAAACAAAGCCUUACUACUUAAUGUUAAAAAUGCUGUUGAUAGAGCAAAUGGUUAUAUUUUUGGUGGCAACGAACCACAGGAUGUACAAACUCUUUUAGCUUGUGCUGUGGGAGCUGUUAGUGAAACAGAAAGGACAGCAAGUCUUGAUACCUACAUAUGAUUAACAUUACUAAUAAAUUAUUUUCUCCUUACAUUUUUUAAACAAAUAAACAUUUUUUAUUUCAUCUAUAAAUAUAAAAUUUAAUAUAAUAAAAAUUUAACCUAAUCCAUGUGAUUAACAAAAAUCUGCGCCAAGUCAUCAUAAUCAUAUACUCUUUUGAGAAAAGUAUCAGUCAACUUGAGACCUGAAACCGCCUAUCAAAACGAAAAAAAAAACACGUACAGUAACGUUUAAAUUUAUUAUUAAUAUUUUCUAACAUACGAUAUUAACUACUUACAACAAGACCCGAUUCUAGCGGGAUUAAACAAAGUGGGAGAUGAACCGAUUCCCCUGGCUUAAGUGUGCCAAUCAUUUUGUCUGAUAUGCCACUCCAUGCAACAGAGGUAUUCGAUUGCAAACCCAAGAGUAAAUCCAUUUGCCUUUCUCUGUUGAAUAAAGUUGCGUUAAACAUUG
Nasonia vitripennis (jewel wasp) is the source of this 1990-nucleotide messenger RNA. RefSeq names its product GPN-loop GTPase 2. The transcript has 7 exons. NCBI's taxonomy places the organism in Eukaryota, Metazoa, Arthropoda, Insecta, Hymenoptera, Pteromalidae. Gene Ontology annotation, molecular function: GTPase activity. Gene Ontology annotation, cellular component: cytoplasm. The record is from RefSeq and is a predicted model, not a curated record. Bases 662 to 1537 code for a protein of 291 amino acids.